Molecule: messenger RNA, 2373 nt
Organism: Neodiprion fabricii
Lineage: Eukaryota; Metazoa; Arthropoda; Insecta; Hymenoptera; Diprionidae
Gene: sosie
Exons: 5
Coding region: 135-644 (169 amino acids)
Source: RefSeq, a predicted model, not a curated record
CUCCAGGUACCGUUGCGGCAAAGAGAAUUCGUGAUCGUCACGUCAUCGUCGUCGCUGCACUCUUCGCCGAUUUCUGGACUCGUCGUAAAGAAGGCGAGUCGAGCGUAUAUUUAUCGAAAUAUCGAGCCCACGCCAUGAGGGACACAACGGGGAUCCAGAUUUUUAUUAUCCUGCCAAUUUUGGGCCUCAUCAUGACGCCGACCAUCAGUGCUCUCACUACCUUUGGCAAAACCAACCCUCAGAACCAGAACCAAAAUCCACCGCCACAGCCUACUCCAGUUGGAAAAUCACGCCUCUGCAAGCUCGAGUCCGAUUGUGCGGCGAUCCAGAACACAAGUUGCCUUUCGGAUCAGCGGGAUGGACACACUCGCUGUCUUUGCGCUGAUUAUUCAGCCCCGAUCAACGGCGCCUGUACCAACGUAUUAAAGCUGGCAAGAACCCCGUGCAACGAGGACUCGGAGUGCAUCAAGGGCGCUCACUGCUCUCAAGGAAACAGCACGAUGCCGGAAAAACGUUGUCUCUGCAAGCUCGGCUACGUUGAAAACGCCCAGCGUUUGUGCAGCGGUAGUUCACCGAUCCUGCGAAUUUCCCUCGCAACGAUCCUAGCUGCGGUUACUCUUUCGGGGAAAUACAUUUUCCUGUAAUUAACCGCAGCAGAGUCAUUAACGGCGAGUCUACGCGGAUUCUCUAUCGACGAGUGUGCCCUGAAGAAAACUGCGUCGUACUGGUGAAAAAUAUCGGAGACAUUAAACCACGGUCAGUCAAAAAUAACUGGCAACACGCAAUAAGGAAUUUACUCUCAAUCAGUGUGCCUUACAUGUAAAAUUUAUACUGAACCGAUUUCAGCAAACACGUAUAAUACCGGGAUUAUUUAUAUCCGCGGUAGUUCGAAUUAGGUGCUAGUACCAAACAACGCUCGUCAUUGAUUUCGUUAUGGGUAAAAAAUAUUCAUCAAUUGAAACGUAAAAGUAAUUCAGCUCGAUAUUUUUGACUAACGGUGGCAGAGUUUUGGCGAUUUAUUAUACAACUGUAUGUAUUUAAUCAUCAUUUUGUACUCGGCUAUCAUUUACCUUACAUACAUAUACCUAUAUUGUAGAUAUAAUUCAAUGAUUAUAUAUAUAUAUAUAUAUAUAAUAACGUGGCACAGACUUGAAAUUUUUUGAAAAUAUUCUAUUCAUCGCAUAUAUUCCGCGAAUAUGUCCUAUACAUGUAUGUAAUAGUGCCUAUUCCGUAGACACCUUGAAAUUGAUCUAUGAACGCCAAUGCAUGGAGAUUGAUGACUCGUGUCGUAAUUUGGUGAGUUAUUGUAACACUUACGCGGUCUUUACCAAAUGUCCGACAGAUAAGUAUCGAAAGAUUAAUCAUCAUUUGUCCUUUGUGAUUUACAGACAUGCGUACAUACAAUGUGCUUCUAUAUUAAAUAUCACACACGUAUAUUUAUCUGUACGUUCGAUCUAAACUUCUGCGAGUAUGAUUAGCGUUAAUCUUCGGUAUACAAUCAAAUUAUGCAGCAACAAAUUACGAUAAUGAAUCUGCUCAAUUUAUAGGAACGCUUUGAAACUUUUCUUUAAAAAUUUCAGUGAAUUACCCCGGCUUCUUAAUUAUAUUUUCUAAUCAAAAUGAUCUUGGACGAUGUUGUAUACCUCGACGGACAAGCCAUUCUAAUUAACGAUUCUAAGCAAAUGCAGAUUGUACAAGCGAGUGACAAAAACAAGUAUACUUCAAAGAAUAACUAAUUGUACGUAAGGAAGAGAGAAACGAACAAACUAAUACGUGAUUGUAGAGAAUAAUAAAAAAAAAAGAAAAAAGAAAAAAUGCAAGCGUGCCUUUCCGUUUGAAAUUUAAAUCGUUCCAUUAAUGAUGUGAAAUUUAAACGCGUGCCUAUAAUGUAUAAAUAAUCACGCGGUUUUAAAGCCUAAUCUUUGAUUAUAUUAUAAUUGCGAGCAAUGAAUAUUUACCAAGAUAAUUAUACUGUAAUUGCAACUGACUAUUCUGCCGCAUAUACGCCAAGAAUGCCUUAUAUAUUGAGUAUUGUAUGAAAAAAAUUGGCUGCACUAGUCUAAUACAAAGACCUACUUAUACUUUACAAAUAUUCUAAAAUAUACCUAUAAUCUAAAAUAUACAUGAAUACAUUAUACCGGCAUAUUGCAUGUAUACUUACUGUACGAUACCCAUAAGUUGAUAGCGUAUUUUGUAAAGUUUGUAUGUGUAACAAUUAUAUUAUAGUACAGAGUAUGUAUACGUACAUCCUACGCAUCACGACAAAUACGCACUAUAUAACGAUUUCUUAAUUUGUUAUACAUAUCGUUUUAAGAUUGAUUCAUGUUUUGUGCACAAUUAAAAGCUGAAUAAAAAUAAUACCUUAAAUAAGAA